AUGUCUAUAGAGAAGUUCAUGCAACCGGUCAUACCAAGGUUUGAUGGCCAUUAUGACUUUUGGUCCUUGACGAUGGAGAACUUCUUACGAAAAAAAGAAUUGUGGCAGCUCAUAGAAGAGGGCAUACCAGUGCUUGAAGCCACAUCCACUGAGGAACAACGUAAGAGUGUGGCUGAGGCCAAUCUAAGGGAUCUAAAGGUAAAGAAUUACCUAUUCCAAGCUAUUGAUCGGGAGAUUUUGGAAACCAUAUUAGACAAAAGUACGUCGCAGGAAAUCUGGCAUUCAACGCAGAAGAAAUAUCAAGGCUCAAUGAGAGUGAAACGUGCUCAGCUUCCAGCACUACAACGUGAGUCUGAACUUUUAAGUAUGAAAGAAGGGGAGAAAGGGGAUGCAUACCUAGGACACACUCACAGUAUAGUUAACAAAAUGAAAUUAAACGGAGAGAAAGUGGAUUCUAGCACGGUAGUUAGCAAGAUACUCCAAUCGCUAACCGCAAAAUUCAACUACGUGGUGUGUUCCAUUGAGGAGUCUAACGACUUAAGCACUCUCAGUAUUGAUGAACUUCAUGGCAGUUUGCUUGUCCAUGAAUAA
Vigna radiata var. radiata (mung bean) is the source of this 591-nucleotide messenger RNA. RefSeq lists its product as uncharacterized. The coding region runs from base 1 to 591 and encodes 196 amino acids. The record is from RefSeq and is a predicted model, not a curated record. NCBI's taxonomy places the organism in Eukaryota, Viridiplantae, Streptophyta, Magnoliopsida, Fabales, Fabaceae. The transcript has a single exon.